Messenger RNA from Pelobates cultripes (western spadefoot toad), 13701 nucleotides. The record is from the annotation of a GenBank genome assembly. Lineage: Eukaryota; Metazoa; Chordata; Amphibia; Anura; Pelobatidae.
AUGUCCAGUCCAACUGCAUUGAGCACAUAUGAACCCUCCAGCUCACCUGAAACAAGCACAGAAGAAACAUCCAGUCAAACUCAAUCCACCACAUAUGAACCCUCCAGCUCACCUGAAACAAGCACAGAAGAAAUUUCCAGUCCAACUGCACUGACCACAUAUGAACCCUCCAGCUCUCCUGAAACCAGCACAGAAGAAACAUCCAGUCCAACUCAAUCCACCACAUAUGAACCAUCCAGCUCACCUGAAACAAGCACAGAAGAAAUGUCCAGUCCAACUGCACUGACCACAUAUGAAACCUCCAGCUCACCUGAAACAAGCUCAGAAGAAACAUCCAGUCCAACUCAAUCCACCACAUAUGAACCCUCCAGCUCACCUGAAACAAGCACAGAAGAAAUUUCCAGUUCAACUCCACUGAGCACAUAUGAACCCUCCAGCUCACCUGAAACAAGCUCAGAAGAAACAUCCAGUCCAACUCAAUCCACCACUUAUGAACCCUCCAGCUCACCUGAAACAAGCACAGAAGAAAUUUCCAGUUCAACUCCACUGAGCACAUAUGAACCCUCCAGCUCACCUGAAACCAGCACAGAAGAAACAUCCAGUCCAAAUCAAUCCACCACAUAUGAACCAUCCAGCUCACCUGAAACAAGCACAGAAGAAAUUUCCAGUCCAACUGCACUGACCACAUAUGAACCCUCCAGCUCUCCUGAAACCAGCACAGAAGAAACAUCCAGUCCAACUCAAUCCACCACAUAUGAACCAUCCAGCUCACCUGAAACAAGCACAGAAGAAAUUUUCAGUCCAACUGCACUGACCACAUAUGAACCCUCCAGCUCACCUGAAACAAGCACAGAAGAAAUGUCCAGUCCAACUGCAUUGAGCACAUAUGAACCCUCCAGUUCACCUGAAACAACAAAAGACAAAGCAUCAGAUCCAACUGAUUCGACCACAUAUGAACCCUCUAGCUCACCUGAAACAAGCACAGACGAAACGAUCAGCCCAACUGAAACAACUGUGUAUGAAUCCUCCAUUUCACCUGAAGCAACCACAAAAGAAACAUCAGGUCCAACUGAAUCAACUACAUAUGCACCCUCCAACUCACCCGAAACAAGCACAGAAGAAAUAUCCAGUCCAACUCAAUCCACCACAUAUGAACCCUCCAGCUCCCCUGAAACAAGCACAGAAGAAAUUUCCAGUCCAACUGCACUGAGCACAUAUGAACCCUCCAGCUCACCUGAAACAAGCACAGAAGAAAUUUCCAGUCCAACUGCACUGAGCACAUAUGAACCCUCCAACUCACCUGAAACAAGCACAAAAGAAACAUCUGGUCUAUCUGAAUCAACCACAUAUGAACCCUCUAGUUCACCUGAAACAACAAAAGAUGAAACAGCGGGUCCAUCUGAAUCAACCACAUAUGAACCCACCAGUUCACCUGCAACAAGCACAGAAGAAACAUCCAGUCCAACUGAAUCAACCACAUAUGAACCCUCCAGCUCACCUGAUGCACCUCCAGCUCACCUGAAACAACAAAAGAUGAAACAGCGGGUCCAUCUGAAUCAACCACAUAUGAACCCACCAGUUCACCUGCAACAAGCACAGAAGAAACAUCCAGUCCAACUGAAUCAACCACAUAUGAACCCUCCAGCUCACCUGAUGCAAGCACAGAAGAAACAUCCAGUCGCACUGAAUCCACCACAUAUGAAUCAUCUAGUUCACCUGAAACCACACAAGAUAAAACAUCAGGUCCAUCUGAAUCAACCACAUAUGAACCCACCAGUUCACCUGCAACAAGCACAGAAGAAACAUCCAGUCCAACUGAAUCAACCACAUAUGAACCCUCCAUUUCACCUGAAGCAACCACAAAUGAAACAUUAGGUUCACCUGAAUCUACCACAUAUGAACCCACCAGUUCACCUGCAACAAGCACAGAAGAAACAUCCAGUCCAACUGAAUCAACCACAUAUGAACCCUCCAGCUCACCUGAUGCAAGCACAGAAGAAACAUCCAGUCGCACUGAAUCCACCACAUAUGAAUCAUCUAGUUCACCUGAAACCACACAAGAUAAAACAUCAGGUCCAUCUGAAUCAACCACAUAUGAACCCACCAGUUCACCUGCAACAAGCACAGAAGAAACAUCCAGUCCAACUGAAUCAACCACAUAUGAACCCUCCAGCUCACCUGAUGCAAGCACAGAAGAAACAUCCAGUCGCACUGAAUCCACCACAUAUGAAUCAUCUAGUUCACCUGAAACCACACAAGAUAAAACAUCAGGUCCAACUGAAUCAACCACAUAUGAACCCACCAGUACACCCAAAACAAGCACAGAAGAAACAUCCAGUACUACUGAAUUAACCACAUAUGAAACCCCCAGCUCACCUGAAACAAGCACAGAAGAAACAUCUGGUCCAUCUGAAGCAACCACAUAUGAACCCUCUAGUUCACCUGAAACAACAAAAGAUGAGACAUCAGGUCCAACUGAAUCAACCACAUAUGAACUCACUAGUUCACCUUCAACAAGCACAAAAGAAACACCCAGUCCAACUGAAUCCACCACGUAUGAAACCUCCAGUUCACCUGAAGCAACCACAGCAGAAAUGUCGGCUCCAACUGAAUCAACCACAUAUGAACCUUCCAGCUUACCUGAAGCAAGCACAGUAGAAAUGUCCAGUCACACUGAAUCAACCACAAAUGAACCUUCCAGCUUACCUAGAGCAACGACAGAAAAAACAACCACAACAAGGCUAACAAACACAAUUCCAACUGGACCACAUAUGUCAACAGAUCCACUAACUGUAUCAUCAUUAAGCCCAACAGCAUUCACUACAGUUUCAAGUUCCGCCGUUUCAUAUCCUAAUACAGCCUCUAAUGUUUCUACAACAUUGUUGCCAGGAACUUCCUCUAAACCAGGUGAGAAUUUGUUGUUUAUCGAUUACUACUUUUAAUAUUUUUAAUCACGUGUGACUUUAAGUAGAACAUUUCUGAUCCAAUCAUAUGAAGAUAGCAUAUAUUAAGUAAACUACUAGUCUAUUGGGACAACUUCUUUAUUUUUCUCUUAUACUGACAAAACAUCCAUUAUAUAAAACAUCUAUUAUAUGAACCACCAAAACCGUUUAGCAAUCCCCUCUACAUUAUUUUUGUGAUAUUUUUCUCAAUUAAACUUAAAUUGGGGUGGGGGGGAGGGGGUUGAAGCAUAGAUAAGAUGAUGUGGUCUGGGUGUCUAUAGUGCCCCUUUAAACAUGCUUCCCUUUAGUAGAAAGGUCUCUUAUCCCACAUGUUUUAAAUCAUGUUUUCACUUAUGCUUUUGCUCACCUCACAUUGUUACUUAUAGUCUUUUAUGUCUUGAAUUAGGUCUUCAGUGUCAAAAUGGAGGUUAUUAUGAUGGCAUAAAGUGUGUUUGUGGACCUAACUUCUAUGGACUUCUAUGCGAAUUCAUCCUAAAUGAGAUCAGACCAAGUAAGUUUACUGUGGAUGUGUUAUUUACAAAAUACAAGAGAAAAAACCCCAAAACAUUUGAAAUUGGUGGGGGCUAAGGAGAUGCUUAUAAGUUCAUCUUUAUUAUUUACGUACAUAAGUUUGUAACUAGAUUGUAAUGUGGAGUCCACAUUUUGUAGAUCUGAUAUCAGAAUAGGAAAAUGUAUAUAGUUGCACAGUGCACUUUUAUACUGCACGUAUGCAUUCAUCAUUUGCACUUAUUGUGUAUGUAGUAAAGUUUCACAGCCUUUAAAGGCCUAGCACAUCUAUUUUUUAUUAUAUGUGUAUUUAUGGGCUAUUACAUUUUAUAGGAGCAGCUUGUCACUUUGAUAUAUAAUACUUUAUAAAAUAUCUUUUGUAAUUUGCACUAUUCGAAUUUUAUUAGCGCCUCUUGUACUUGGCUUUGUUUUUAAUUAUCACAAUAGGAAUCCUUUCAUUCUUUUUACUUCAGUGUUUAAUUAGAUGCAAACCAUACAGUUCAUAAAACUCCCUGUUCCUAUACUAUUCCUGCACACCUGAUCCAAAGCAGAACUCACACUUGGUAUAUAGUUAGUAAUCAUAAACUGAGACUUGUAUCAUGUUUUGUAUUCAAAUCGUGUGACUAAAGCAAUUAAAGGCUUUUUCGUAUCUGUGCUUAUUUGUUGUUUGUUUUGUUUUUACUGAUCAAUCUUUUCUGUUCAUGAAAUUGUAGAUAAACUCAUAACUGCAGUAAAUGUCACAGUGAAAGUGUGGAAUGAGAAUUAUGUGCCGGAUCUGGGGAAUAAAGUAUCCACAGCAUAUCUUACAUUUGAACAAAGGUUUAAAGAACAGGUAUGUAUGGAUAAGAGCCUGUUCUUGUUUAUUAACUCAGGGCUCAUGCCCUGCUCUUUCAGCCCUAUAGAUUCAUAUAUUUUUCUACUGCCUCCCCUCUCCUUCAUUGUAUCUAGUAUGGUAAAGAACCACAUUACUCACAUGCUGCACUCAUUAGUUGUGUAGAGCCAUUUUUCUCAUACCAGUUCUCUAGAGCUACCUGCGGUCUAUGAUAUAGUCAUUACCCAGAUUAUUGAAAUAGGGAUAUUAAUAACCCUAGACAAUUAUUGGUCCUUGAGGACUGGUUCUCUGAUUGUCUGUUACCAUCAAAUACAGAAUAUCUACCACAUCAAUAUGGAAAUGGUGGGAGUAUACCAAUAACAUUUAUGAGUAGAGGUCUUUGGAAUGUCGAAGUCAGAGCAUCAACUCUGAAAUUGCACUUAUGAUACAAUAUACUACUUUGGGUCAUACACAUCACCUCAGUCCUAAGUAAUGGUUGAAACAUUUUAAUAAUUUCUCCUUUUUACCCCACUGUGCAGAUGGACCUUGUGUACACAAAGGCGGAAUUUCCCAACUACUUGGGUGUUGAGAUAAUCUCUCUCAGGUGAGAUCCAGAUUAAAUAAACACAUUUAUAAGAUAGGUUUUUGAUUACAGUGACUAGAAAUAAGAUUCAUGAGUGAUACUCUAGAUUUAUAAGAAAUACCAGAAGUUGGAAAAGCGAUAUGAACAUGAUCUCCAUCCAAAGUUGGAUCUCCAUCCAAAGUUGCUUGUUUCUAGAGCUUCCAGAGAGAGCUAUAUAAUAGUGGCUCACGUCACAAAUUAGUGAGAUGAUAUAUGUUGGUCUUUGCUGCCAAUCCGUCAGAAUAUCAAGAAUGUCAAAAGCUUAAGGUAAAUAGAGGUGCAAAAGGGAUUAGAUAAAAAGAAUAAUUUUCAUUCUUAAAAUAAAAUAUGAAUACUUGAAUAAAGGGAUAGAAACAUCCCGACACCAAAAACUCUUCAGAUUAAAAAAAAUAUAUAUAUUUAGGUGAUUUGCAUUGAUUAAUAAUAAUACACCCAAGAUCAAGCUCUUUAAUUACACAUUCAGUGGAAUUCAUAUUAAACUUUGGAAUGUCAUGAAUGUGGACUAGCCUAGUAUCAGUGGUGAUGGGUAGAACAACAGCAAGUGAAAAAUAAAAAGAGAUUUAGUAAUUCCAGGCUAGCUGUCAUAAUGGCAACAAGUAAGUUAAGGUAAUUCGGAAUAACAAAAUGCAUUUCUUCUCUUCAACAGCCAAGGAAGUAUCAUUGUCGAGCACUUGGUCUUACUGGAUGUCUAUGCAGAGGAAUAUGACAUUAUUGCUGAUAACAUUGAGAUAGUCUUAAACAACACAAAUUGUACAAACUAUGUGAAUAACGGUAAGUUGUCAAAGCUUCUAAACAAAUAUGUAGUAGAAUAUUUUAUUAAAAUACAAAUGUAAUCAUCUACACGGAUACACCUGCAUCUAAAUGUAAAUUAUAUUUGAAUGUUAUGAUUAAGAUUUUCUGCUUCAUCUUCACAAAAAAAUCAACUCAAAUCAAUAACACUCUACAGUUUAAAACUGACUUUAUAGUAACACAUGGUGACAAUGCUGGACCUACAUCUGCAACUGAUUUUUUUUAAAAUGUAUUUUUUUAUUACAGAUCUCCUGUGCUUUACUCCAAACAACACACAAGUUACAAGGCAAAACCUAGAUAUACCAGGUAAGAUACCUCAUGUCAUGUACUGAGAGCCACGGAUGAGUUUAGGGGAUUUAGUGAGCAGUUCAUCCAUAUGUUUACUAUAUGUUUGGGAUGAAUGUAUUGGCAUUUUGGGAAUUAAGUAUUACACAUGGGCAGCUUCCUUGCUGGAUUAGUUGCUGGGUAUCUUUUUUGUUCCCUCACUUCACUAAUAAUUAUGCCUCACAACGUUAUUUUAUAAGCAAACUGCAACACUAAAAGUGCCAGUAUCAGUGCUAAAUUCGUAUAAUGUUAUAAUAAGCUUCCCUAUACUUGAAUGCAAUGUCAGUUGCAGUUUUGUAUAUAUGUCUGUAUACAUUAGAACUCUUUAUUUUAAUGUGUUUGUUAGUAGUUGACGAGAGGCCACAUCUUGUUGUGAGUCAUUUCUAUGGCAAAGUAAUAGUGAGUCGGGGCUGGAAAACCCUAGUGUGCUUUUGUCUGAUCAUGAUGCUGUGAAAAAAAUGGGGGGCAAUAAUUGCUUACACCAUAUCACCCUGCUAAAUUCUCUGUCACCUUAACAUCAUGAAUAUUUGAUAUUAUUAUUAUUAUUCUUUAUUGAAUGCAAAUACAGUAGGAGUUGAGAUCCCUAUUCCCAUGAGCACUUACAUUCAAGAUGGAUAGGAGGGGUAUGAAAGAAGAUAUGGUGAGAAUUAUGUUAAUACAGAGUGAGAUGAGGGCAUUUAUUGGUUCAGUGGACUGCGUUAGUUUGUUCAUGGCUUCCCUGAAUAAAAACUUAAUUAGAGAUCAUUUAAAGGAUCACUAUAGGGUCAGGAACACAAACAUGUAUUCCUGACCCUAUAGUGUUAACACUACCAUCUAGCCCCCCUGGGCCCCUCAUGCCUCCAUAAAUACAGCAAAAUCUUACUGUAUUCAAGCCAGAAGCUGUAACUCUGCAUGCUGUUUGACUCAGAAAAAAAAAUAAAAAACAGUCUGCUGACACCAUCAGCAGUGGUGGCCUGAGCAAAUCACAAUGCUUCCCCAUAGGAUUGGCUAAGACUGGCAAAGAGGCAUAUCAGGGGCAGAGCCAGCACAAUUCAAACACAGCCCUGGUCAAUCAGCAUAUCCCCAUACAGAUAAAUUGAAUCAAUGAAUCUCUAUGAGGAAAGUUCAGUGUUUGCAUGCAGAGGGAGGAGAUACGGAAUGUUUGGAUGCAUUUUAGGCAGCCAUGACCCAGGAACAGGGCUGCCAUCAGAAAUUUUGGGGCCCCUGACAGAGCUCAAGGUCUGGGCCCACCGGUGCCUGCACCCGAGUCCGUCCGUCCGUCCCCGUCCCCCCCUCCUGAGUCCGCCCACAGGGAUGCAGUGUCUGCAGGGCCGGUGCAAGGAUUUUUGCCGCCCUAGGCAAAAGUAAAGUUUGCCGCCCCCCAUGUGACAUCACAAUGACCCACCCAUAUGAUCUGCCAUGUUAACUAACACAGUGCUGCCGUGUUUACAAUAAAAAGCCUGCAGGGACAGGCUAUAGACACCAGAACCACUACAUUAAGCUGCAGUGGUUCUGGGGACUAUAGUGUGGCUCCACUGGUCUGGUGUAGAACAGGCUCUCUGGAGGCGGUUUGUAACUGUGGUCACAAAAAUCAAUGUUCUGGGAGAACGGGAAGCAGCUCCAUUUUUUUGAGGGCCCUUUACACAGCUCAAGGUCUGGGUCCCAGGGUCCACCUUCAUGUUCCACCAAUGAGUUUGUUCACAGGGGUGUGUGUGUGUGGGGGGGGGAUGUCCUGAUGUGUGUAAGGAAUGCAUUGUGUGAAUCUGUGUUUGUAUGUGUAAGAGCUGCAAGGUGAGUUUGUGUGUGUAUGGGAUGCAUUGUGUGUUGCUGUGUGUAAGGGAUGCAUUGCUUGUGUAUGUGUGUCUGUGUGUAAUGCAUUGUGUGUUUUUCUGUGUGCAAGGGGUGCAUGUGUGUGUGUGUGUGAUGGAUGUCAAUCUCUCCCCCUACCCCCGUCAAUUUCUUCCCCCUCCUCCAAUUUCCUCUUCUCCCCCCUCUCAUUGCCUUCUCCCCCUCCUCUCAUUUCCUUCUUCUCCCCCUCCCUCUCAUUUCCUUCCUUCUCCCCCCUCCCUCAAAUUUCCUUUCCCUCAAAUUUCCUUCCUCUCCCCCCCCUCAAAUUUCCUUCCUCUCCCCCUCCCUCAAAUUCUCCCUUCUCCCUCCCCUCCCUCAAAUUUCCUUCCUCCCCCCCCUCAAAUUUCCUCCCUUACUCUCCCCUGUGUUUCCUCUUCAGCUCCCUCGCGCGCUGCGUACUGAUGCCGGAGCCGGAAGAUGACGUCAUCUUCCGGCUCCGGCAUCAGUACGGUGCGCGAGGGAGCUGAAGAGGAAACACACAGAGAGUGCUCCCUCGCGCGCCGGGCCGCCCGCCGGGUGUCAGCAGGGCCAGCCUCUGGGGGGCCCUGAGGUGACCGGCUGCUGGGCCCCCCAGGAGAAGAGGCUGGCCCUGUGGGUACAUACCGGGGUCGCAGGACCCCCUGCGACCCGGUAUGUACCCACUGAAUGUGGGGACGGACGGGCCCCCCAGGACCGCCGGGCCCAUGACAACCGUUGCGGUUGUCAUGCCCUGAUGGCGGCCCUGCCCAGGAAGGAUCUCUAAUAGCUAUCUGAGGACUGGCCAGUGAAGUUAUCACUAGGCUGUAAUGUAAACACUGCAUUUUCUCUGAAAAGACAGUGUUUACAGCAAAAAGCCUGACAGUAAUGAUUCUAGUCACCAGAACAAAUUCAAUAAGCUGUAGUUGUCCCGGUGACUAUGGUGUCUCUUUAAAGUAAAGCAAACUAGCAUUCCAGAGGGUUGGUGUUACACAAGAGCAGCCCUGCAGUCUAGCAUGAGAAGAUGUGCUUAUAGAAGAUUCAAGCAGCAGGUCAUUGCUAGAUCUUAGAGGGCAGGAUGGAGUAUAUUUAUUCAUAAGUGAGAACAUGUGGUGGGGAGUGGGGUUAGUAAAUACUUUGUAGGUCAGGGUGCGUAUUUGUAAGUUUAAUUCUGCUGUUAAUUGGAAGCCAAUAAAUGGACUUGCAAAGAGAUGCAGCAGACAGACACAUAGUAUUGGGUAAGGUGGAUUAAUAUGGCAGAGGCAUUUUGCAUGGACUCAAGGUAGGAGAGACGGCAGAGAGAAAGGAAAUUUAAUAGUUUAUUGCAGUAGUAAAGACGAGAAAUGACAAGGAAGUGGGUGAGUUGCUUAGUUUUGUGAAUGUUUAGAAAUGGCCAGAUAUUGGAAAUGUUGCAUAAGGGCUUGCUGCAGCUAGAAUAAAACAGUUGGAUGUGGGCAUGAAAGACAGGUUGGAGUCAAUUGUAACUUUGAGACAGUGGACUUUUGGUGAUGCGGAGACAGUGAUAGAGAAGUCAGAAAUUAGAGUAGAGCUAAUGGGGGGCGGGAGACGGGAGAAAGAGCUCAGUCUUGUACAUAUUAAUCUUCAGGUGGCAUGAACACUUGCACAAGAAAUAAAGCUGGCAUAAAAUACUUUAUGGCCCAAUCCCAUUCUCAAGUCCUUCAGAAAAUGAAAUGUAACUGUUUAUAUAUGAUAAAACUAGAGGAAAGCUGCCAGGGCUUCCAACCAUUUUCAGCUUGAUCAUCCUUCAUUUCCUAUGGUUCUGGUAUGCUGAAGUUGCUCUAUUAAUGAUGAUGAUAGAUUUAACAGUAAACAACAGUAUUCAAAAUAGUGUUUAAAAAUGUAUAUCAGGUGUUUUGUUUUUGCUUGAUGCAUGAUACCCUGAUGUCAUCAGAAAGUACAUUCAGCAUUCAGUUAUCAUGAAUAUUGACAUAUGUUUCUAUUUCCCAGGUAUCUGUUUGCAACAAUUAAACAUACCAAUUGAGGUUCGGAACUUUUAUUCACCAAAAAAUGUCUCUGGAGUUAUUCUAUGUGUGUCCAACUGCAGUACCAACAGUGACUCUUUUAUAAACUGUAACAAGGGACAAUGUUCGGUCACCCACCAAGGACCAAAAUGCUAGUAAGUAAAAUCCACACACAAUAUAUCUUCUGAAUAUUACAUACCAUCUCCAACAAUUUAUCUGUUCUGUUAAUCUUUUUUUUUUAUUGAUAUUUUAAAACCUGUAAAAUGAUGCUGAAAACACUAAUCUUUAACUCACUAAUAUAAAUACCAAAUAAAGACAAAGUACUUUAGUGGUAGCUAAAAAAAAAACUUAAGUAAAAUGACUGCAAGUACUAUAGUCCAUGGCAACCCAUUCAGGUUCUUAUACAAAAGCUCACUAUCUGAAAAUAGUGAUGGCAUUACAUGGGCAUACUGGUGGAUACCAAGUGCAGUCCUUCCAUAUCUUAUAGUUAUAUUAUCAUGUGGGGAAGGACUUGACUCUGGUUGGGAAGACAAUGGUUGAGUAAUGCAUGGGCAUAAAGGAUGGGAGUAAACAUGAUUUUUUGAAUUCAUUGAUUGUCAAAGAACCGUGAUUCGGUAGCAAAUGCUGCUGUCUUUAUGAAAAAUCCUGAUCUUACAGUUAUAGUGACACAGAGAGAGUUGCCACUUAAAGUUUUGAACACUACUACUUCACUUAUUAUAAGUACAAAAAUACAGCAAACCUAAUAGUGUGAACUCUAGAAUAUCUGUGAAUUAGUUACUUGAUGGAUAAAUUGGUCUGAAAGAACUCUCAAUUCUCCUUCUUCAUAUACGUCUAUUUUUUAGUUAGAUUGUUUAGGCCUUAUGUUUCUCACUUCACUUUCUAUUUGUUUGGAAAAUAGAGGAAAAACUACACUCCUCACAAAUCACAAUCUAGAGUGCUCAAAUCUGACAUGAGGCUGGCAAUACAGCAACAUACAAGACAACCAACAAAAGAACAUCCAGACAUAAGGUUGAAUUACUGGCUGAAUUCACUAAAGUUCAAAGUAUAAUAGCAACAUUUUGACCUCUAGAUGAGGUCUUUAUCAAGUAUGAUAAAUACUUAAUCUGGAGGUCGAAACGUUGCUGCGAUACUUUGUUCUUCAUUAAAUCUGCCAGUUUUUCAACCUUGAGUGUUUGGAUGAUCUUUGCUGGUUCUCACUUCAGUCUCAACCUGAUGUCCCACACUUUUUAUGCUCUUUCACCAAAGAUCAUUAUCUCAGAUGUUCCCUUUGCUCUAUUUGUAGUUGUGUAUCAUCGGACCAGUUCUGGUAUUCAGGAGACAGAUGCCAAGUAUCUAUCAGUAAACCUGGUGUGUACGGUGGAGUGGCUGCUGGUCUGGCCGUACUUCUCAUUAUUAUUUUGACUCUGGCUAUAAUUCUGUGCAGACGGAGACGUCAAGCUUCAGAGAAGUGAGUACACUUUUUAAUCAUGUUUAAGAAUUGAGGUAAAAAGGAUUAAAUUCUUUCCCCAUUGCAACAUUUAGAAAGUUGGUUAAAUGUACACAUUGCUCAAAACAUAAGUUAGUAAUAAGAGUGUGUGACAAAAUGCCAACUAAACAUCAUCGGUGAUAUAAGUCUAUCAGCAGGGACUAUUACAGAGAAAUUGGGUCAAGCCAGUAGGCUACCCCAGCUAGGUUCACCAUUUGGUGAUUUGUCCUUAAAGAUGUGAUGAAAUACCUAAAUAAAUAAUAAAUACUACAAAGCUGAGAUAACAGGUAUUAACACCUUAAAGACCAAACUUCUGGAAUAAAAGGGAAUCAUGACAUGUCACACACGUCAUGUGUCCUUAAGUGGUUAAACAACAUAAUAUUAAUAAUAAAGUAAAAUAUUCAUACAAGGGUUUGUGAAGACAAAUACAAUCGUGAAUAUGUCUUUUACCUGUAUAAGCCACAAUAUGCACAUUAACGAGUCUUGUUUUUCAGUUAACACACAUAACUGUUGUAAUCAACAGAUAGCACAGUACAUCGCUGCUGCAGACUAAUUUACAUCCAGCAGGUGGCAUUGCACAGGCCCCACAGCCAGACAGAAGAUUAUACAAGACAUUUCUCAAAUAAUAUUCCAAUGCACACCCUGUACCUAUAAUUGGAACAUAUAUAAACAUGAGUCAUCCUGGGAACUGAAUGCACUGAUGGCAACUGUAUGCACAGUAACAUUAGUAUUAAAUCACAGUAUGGUGCUUUAUUACUCUAAAAUUGUCAACCUAGCAGGAAAUUGGAUUCCUUUUUUUCUAUUGCAAUGUGUCCUUAAUUCAAACUAAAAAUAGACUAAUAAAUAUAGUAUAAAUAGUAUAUACAAACAGUGAUGAUUUGGAAACAAAUAUCCAACUUGAUUAUUUUAGCCUAUUUUUGUAAUUUGCUUUUUGAUUCUCUACAAUUCUGUGUUUAAUGAAUAAAUCCCUAUGAGUUUUAGGGAUCAGACUCUUACUGCACUUGAAAAGGUUUUGAUCAUAAUAAAUGUUGUAGAUCAUUAUAAUAUUAUAGCUUUUUCGCUGUUGAGGUUGUUGUUAAACAAACUGCAUUUAUUAAAUAAGCUGUUAGUUUUCUGAGGAGUCUUGUGGGUGAUGCAUUAUUGCAUGAAGAAUAUUGCGUGUAUUUGUCAUUAAUUUAAAAGGAUAUUACCUGAAUAUUUUCCUUUUAAAUGUUCUCAUUUUUAGAGAUUAUAUGUGUUUUUGUAGGGCACAGGUUCUACCACCUCUUACUCACUAAUAUCUUAUGGGGAUGUUUAGCCCCCUCAGUCAGCCUCUUUCAUUUGUAGGCACUGUUCUGUGAGCUUGCUCUGUACCAGGCAGGUAACUCUACUGUGUGUGCAUGCACAACUCAUGCAAGUUAAGGAGACCACUUUGAAUUAUGCUAACAGGCUCUAAUGUUUUAUUGUACAAAAGUUCUGAUAGAAUUAGAGGAACCAGAUUUGUUUUCAUCAUACACUAGGAGAGUAAAUAAAAAGUAAAACUAAAUUAUGUGUCCCAUGAAAUUAUACUUAGCAGCUUUUGGUUCAUUGCCUAAACAAGGGUUAAUUUUUUUUUAAAAAGGUUGCUGGUCAAUGUUUUGUCAGUAAGUAUUUAAACACCAAUACAAAAUUCUAUUGACUUAACUACUCUUUUCUCCUUUCCAGACUGAUAGACAAAGAGAAUCGCUGGUAUGAAGAUGGCUGGGAAGCAGAUGGUAGAGGUGAAAGUAAGUGUUGCAGAUGAUCAUGUUUGUAGACCCUAUGAGACUUUUGUGGAAUAUAUAUCCGUUAAUUUAUACCAGACUCCUUCCUCUGAAUAUCAUUCCCCUGGCCUACAAUCUGUGUGCUAAGCAUGACUUUCAGAGUCAUAUCAAUUGUCUUCCUAUGAAGAAACAUCAAGUUUUUAGUCGUUGCAACACAGAACAUCACAUUCUACUCUUUCCUGCACAACAUUUCUCCUUUCACCAUUUAUUAUAAUAUAGAGCGAGGCUAUUUUAACUUUUUUUCCGAGACAUGCAGUUCAUCACAUUAUUAACCUGUUACAUUGGCAUGACCAAAAAAGCUAUGUAUUAACUAUUAACCUGCAUCUUCUCUUCUAUAGGAUCUGUGGACACUGAGAGUGGUGCAAGUAAUUUCUAUCCGGUCCUUGAGAAUGUGAAUACAGAUGUCAAGGUGAGAAAUGGGCACAGGCGUAUACUAAAUAUCUGAAUGCUGCAUGGCUUGUUUGGCGAUACAAAAAAUAAUUAUAGUAAUUAAUACCAUUUAAAUUAUUCUAGAUGUUGUGAUUAUCAAAUUGUAGAACUCUUGUCAUUUAUCCAAGCCUUUUGGAAUAUUAGUUCUACUGUAUUAAACAUCUCUCAUUUUGUCUAAUUUGUCUCCUCCAGAUGACUGUUCCCCGACCAAGCCCCUAUUUUGGGCCACGAUCUGUACCAACAGCUAUGUGGGAAUCAUCCACCUGA